Molecule: messenger RNA, 1425 nt
Organism: Colletotrichum orchidophilum
Lineage: Eukaryota; Fungi; Ascomycota; Sordariomycetes; Glomerellales; Glomerellaceae
Product: FAD binding domain-containing protein
Exons: 3
Coding region: 1-1425 (474 amino acids)
Molecular function (GO): FAD binding; oxidoreductase activity
Source: RefSeq, a predicted model, not a curated record
AUGCGGUCCCUAUUCAUCGGUCUGCAGCUCAUCUCAAUGGUAGCAUCUGCUACUGUUGUCAUCAAUGCCCGAUCCGUGGCCAAGGACUUGCAAGACCUUGUCUCGACAUCCUCUGUCGCCGUCGAACUUCGAGAACGUUGGAGUGACUUUGAUGUACCUCUGCCCUCCGUCAUCGUCAAUGCGACAUCCGAAGGGGAUCUGAGCGCGGUGGUCCACUACUGUUCAUCAAACAGCAUCCCAUUUCUCCCUCAGAACGGUGGUAAUGGUUGGGCGACGAAACAAUUCAAUCUGGGCAGCAACGGCGUCCUAAUCAACCUCGCUGGCCUCAACCAGGUCACUAUCAGUGCCGACAAGAAGACAGCUACGAUCGGCGGAGGAGCUCUCAUUGGCGAUGUCGUUGCCGCUGCUGAUGCUGCUGGCGUAUUGAUUCAAACGGGCAAUUGCAACUGCGUCGGUGCUCUCGGUGCAGCCCUAGGAGGUGGUUAUGGCAACAUCAUGGGGGAACACGGCUUUGCUGUCGACAAUAUCCUCUCGAUGCGUGUGAUCACUGCCGACGGAGAGGCUCAAACUGUUUCAAAGACGUCCAACCCCGAUCUCUUCUGGGCUCUGAGGGGCGCUGCACCCAACUUUGGCAUCGUAACAUACGCAACAGUGAACGCAUGGCCGACAGCAAGUCGUACAUCGUGGAUCAUGUCCCUGACCUUCGACCCCGCAAAGAUCGCCGACGUGGCGCAGGCCAUCCAAGAUCUUCCUUUGCUCCCGGAACAAGUCGUCUACCUGGUUUUGACAAACUCGGGUGACUCUUCCAACUCGCCCACAGUUCUAGUCACUGGCUUCCUCCGCGAAGGAACAGACGAAGCUGGCCGCACCGCCUUUGCACCCCUUUACAACCUCGGACCUUUGACUAACUCCAGCGUUGUCACCCCCUACCAGGAGUGGAAUGCCGCCAACGACAAUUUCUGUGCCCGCGGAGGACGCAAGCCGGCGUACAGCACGACCAUCAACAACAUGAAGUCGGAGACGUGGCCUCAGAUCUGGAGUCUGUAUACCGACUUCCAAAAGCAAACUGGCGCGCAGAACUCGGCUGUCCUGAUCGAGAGGUACAACUUGACCACCGCGAAAUCGGUUCCUGCUGGCUCGGCAGCCAUGCAAGACGAGCUUCGCCAAGAGGCGUUUGCGCAAGCAAUUGUCAUCCCGUGGUAUGAGGAUGCGGCCCUCGAUACACAAGCUCUGGAAUUCGGGGCAAAAGUCCGAGAUAUCUGGAGCUUUUCUUCGAGUGCCCUCGUGAAUCCGACGUAUAUCAACUUUGCGCAUGGAGAUGAGGAGCUACAAGCCAUCUACGGAUCAAGCUUGGAUAGACUUAAGGCUCUCAAGAAGAAGUUUGAUCCCUUUGGGUCUUUUGGUCAGUGGUUUAAGAUCACAUGA